UGAAAGAAAGUACUCCUUCACAUUAUACCCAUCAAGUAGUGCAUCCAGAACCUGUUAGUUAAAUAAUUCAUGACAAACAGAAUGCCUCCUUCCACCCCGUCUAGAAUACUCAUAGGCAUCUCUUCCGAUGCAGAUGACAGUAAGGAGUUGCUCUCAAGGGCAAUCAGAGUUCUUGCUCAUCAAAAUGACAACAUCGUUGCCAUCCAUGUUCUUGUUGGCGAGGAGAGGAAAAAGCACGAAUCAGGAACAAAAAAUCAAUCGCAGCUUCGUCGAGCAAAAGCCAAUGUUAUAUCUGUGCUUGGAGAAUUUGCCAGGAGUUGCCAAUUUAAGCAGGUAAAUUUAGAAGCAAGAGUAGUUUUUAGCUCAAGUGUUGGAAGAGGUCUGAUUGAGGAAGCAAAAUCAAUUUCAGCAGACUAUCUUCUUCUUGGUGGCUCAAGAAACCAAUCCAAAAGAACUCCAUCCAUCACAAAAUAUUGCUUCAAGCAUUCCCCGGCUAGUUGCACACUGGUUUUACUUGGGAAAUCAAAGCAACCUCAUCAGAUUUCAAAUUCAGAAUCUGCUGACUCCAAAGAAAUCCUUCAAUCAAGUUCACGGACAUCGUUGCAAGAUAUCAUGCACAGUAGCAGAACUACAUCCUUUUCUGAAAAGCAAACUGUCCAAGAAACACGGAACAAAAACCCUUCACCAAGAACAGUUUUAUGUGAAUUUGAAGCUGAAUCUCAGAGCACAGAAGAUGAUACCAGUAGCAAUGCAGACUCGACCGUUACAGCGUCCCCCUCUCUUGCUUCUCCCAAUUUCAAUAGCCAAAUCACCCUAAGAAAGCAAGGAUUGUCACCUUGCAGGAUCAUUACUUCGUUUUUAGGUUCACCAUUCAGAAAACGAAACGGAAGUUUAUCCAAGAACGAACUGCAGCUACCUUUGUUGAAGUGCUUCAGCUACAAGGAGAUCGUGAAUUCCACAAACAACUUCCACCCAGAUAAUAUAGUAGGUCGAGGUGGAUAUUCAGAAGUAUAUAAGGGUGAUCUUUCUGAUGGAAGACGCAUUGCAGUUAAGAUGUUGGCCAAGGACAGCAAGGAUGCUAACAAGGAAAAAGAGUUCCUCACGGAAUUGGGUGUAAUUUUACAUGUCAGCCAUCCUAAUACCGCUAACUUAGUCGGUUGCUGCAUUGAAAACGGACUCUACCUGAUUUUCGAUUUCUCUCCAAAAGGAAAUUUGUCUUCUGCUUUGCACGGUAAAUCCAGCGAGUUGCUUUCAUGGCCUAUUAGAUACAAGAUUGCCAUUGGAGUUGCAAGGGGUCUGCACUAUCUACAUGAAUGUUGCAAGCACCGAAUAAUCCAUCGGGAUAUAAAAGCCUCAAAUAUCCUUCUGGGAACAGAUUAUGAACCGCAGAUUACAGACUUUGGACUAGCAAAGUGGCUUCCUAACAAAUGGACUCAUCAUGCUGUGCCUCCAAUUGAGGGUACGUUUGGAUACUUAGCACCGGAGUACUUCAUGAACGGAAUUGUGGAUGAAAAAAUUGAUGUUUUUGCAUUUGGAGUUCUUCUUAUGGAAAUUGUAACUGGAAGAAAGCCUGUGGAUUCAUCAAAGCAAAACCUUCUACUAUGGGCAAAGCCUCUUAUGGAAUCAGGGGACAUAGCCAAACUAGCUGAUCCAAAACUGGAAGGGAAAUAUGACACAGAACAACUGCACAGAAUAGUGCUUACAGCUUCCGAUUGUGUAAGACAAUCCUCAGUAUGGCGACCCCCAAUGCGUGAGGUGUUAGAGCUUCUUACCAAUGGCCAUAACUCUAAGGUUGCAAGGAGCUCGAUUCCUAAGUUUUCCUCGGACGAGUUGGAUGAUUGCUCCACGGUUUAUGGAUAUGAGGUUCCAGUAGAUAUUGAUUUGGAGGACUACUUAUGAUUAUUUGAUCCUUAAUUUUUAUUUAUUUAUUUUCUGCACCAUUUUAAGGUUUAAUUACUAGUGACAAGAGAUAUGCUUGACAGAGUAAGAGAUAAGAAGUUGAACUGUUCCUUGUAACUGCAGUAUCAGAGAGAAUCACCGUGUUAUGUGAUGCGAGAGAUAUUAAUAGGGAGACAUACAUCCGGUUGUACCAAAGAAUUUCCUCAAGUAUUGGACUACUACAACUGAAGAAUAUCUGCAGUUAAUCCACAACUCUGAAUUGAGAGGCAAGAUGAUCUUUAUACCAAAGAAAAACAGAGCAUUCAAAAGUUCAUAUCAA
Molecule: messenger RNA, 2218 nt
Organism: Malus domestica (apple)
Lineage: Eukaryota; Viridiplantae; Streptophyta; Magnoliopsida; Rosales; Rosaceae
Product: probable receptor-like serine/threonine-protein kinase At5g57670
Biological process (GO): protein phosphorylation
Molecular function (GO): protein kinase activity; ATP binding
Source: RefSeq, a predicted model, not a curated record